AGCCAGACGUUACGUGUGGUAUCCGUCAAGCUUACAGUUCUGCGAAAUUACGAAGAGACCAAAGUGGAAACCAGGUGAGCCGACAUCGUUGUCGGCGUGGAGCAGUAAAGUUUGGCGGAAGUGGCGUCGUUUUAAUAAAAGAAGAAUAAUGCCUGUUAUUAAAAGGAAUGCAAAUGAUGCCGGGGAUGAUAUGUACGAUAUCCCUGAAGAGGCGAAAUCGUACAUAGAAAAAAUCCUAGGAGAUGUAGGUAAAACAUCUGCCAUGAAACAAAUAGCUAUUGGCACAUCGUCAGGAUGGAUGACAGGCUAUAUAAUGAUGAAAGUUGGCAAACUGGCAGCAUUCGCAUUGGGAGGUGGAAUCAUUAUUCUUCAAAUUGCAGCGCAUCAAGGGUAUAUCAAGAUCAAUUGGGAUAAGAUUAGAAGAAAAGCUGAAAAGAUCUCUGACAAAGUUGAAGAAAAAGUUACUGGCGAGGGACCCAAAUUUCUGGACAAGGUCGAAAGAUACGUGGACAACAAAUGCAACAAAGCUGAGAAAUUGCUAAAGGAAGGCGAGUCUAGUACUCGACGCUGGUACAAUUCAGUGGUAGGACGUCCUGAAUGUACCGUUAAGGAAUUUCAUGUAUUUCUGGGUUCAUUCUUAGCAGGCUUUGCCAUUGGUGUCGCCAUCACCAAGUAAUUUUUCCAUGACUGGUCAAUUUAACUUAACGAGAAACGUGAGAAAAUGACGAAACAAGCGAAAUAUACGGUCGCUAGAGUAUUAAUUAACAUUAAUUUUUUUCUUAACUAUUUAAUAUAUCUAUCUAUCUGCGAUAAUAGAGUCCAAAGUAAUCUCAAUAAUUGAGAAAAGCGAUUAUGAUGUCUUAUAUGAAAAUGUGUACUCGCACAGUGCAGGACGUCUGCAUGAUAUGUUGAUUUGAUCCCGAAUCUCCUAAGCUGUUGGAGUAUUGCUCCUGUUAUCUCUAGGAUAUUGUAUACAAAUAUUUCUAAAUACAUCGAUAAGAUCGAAAUAAACCUCAUUAUACCUACGAUUAAA
Messenger RNA from Orussus abietinus, 1033 nucleotides. Its product is annotated as FUN14 domain-containing protein 1. Gene Ontology annotation, biological process: autophagy of mitochondrion. The transcript has 4 exons. Gene Ontology annotation, cellular component: mitochondrial outer membrane. The record is from RefSeq and is a predicted model, not a curated record. The coding region runs from base 149 to 676 and encodes 175 amino acids. Lineage: Eukaryota; Metazoa; Arthropoda; Insecta; Hymenoptera; Orussidae.